AUGCCAAAUAGUAGUAAAUCAUCAUCCUCCACUCACUCGAUGGAUGCUCAAGAGAGGGCCCUUUUGAUAUGUGGACGUGCCAACGACCUUUUAAGCUUGAUCGGGGGAGGAAAUAACCAUCCAGAUAUCGAUGCUUGUCACAUCACUACAGAGGACCAUCAACACACAGAGCAUUGUAGUCAUCAUCAUCAAUCAACUAAUGAAGCCGUGGACCAUCAUCAGCACACAGAGCAUUGCAACCAUGAUGAUGACGACAAAAUAGAACAUUCAUCGCUGCAAAAGGAGGAUGAAGAUGAAGAGGAAGGCUUGGAAGCAGCUGACGACGAAGAUCAGAUCAUUGAUGAAGCCAAAUCAUUAUUUAAUCAAGCAUUGUCAAUCGAUCAAGGUUGUAUCGAUGCACUCAUUGGUCUCUCCUUCAUUGCUGGUCUGGACAACGAUGAUAAGCACUCUGAAGACCUCUUGAACAGGGCAGAGGCCCUUGCACCUGGCGAUCAACGAAUCCAUGCCCUCAGAGAUGCCCUUAAAGAAAAGAUUGAGAGGGCUGAGCGUUUACAGAGACAAUCUGAGGAGCAAGAAUCUGGCAAUGGUGGUGAUGAUCUUGAAGGUGUCCUAGAGGUGGGCAAUGUGAAGGAUGUUCCAUUCUUGUUCCACAAAGGAUCUGCAACCAAGAAAUUCAUUGUUACUCUGCGACAGAUAUUCGACAGAUUCGAUGCAAACAAGGACAACUCGCUGAGUCUAAAGGAGUUGCAAGCCUACUCGAUGGCAGUCAAUGGACAACAACUAGACAAACAGACUGUCCAGUUCUUGUUGCACACAUACAACUCUGACAAGAGAGGUCUAACAUUCACAGGUUUUGUCGAACUCUACAUUAAUCAAACAAUAGAGGACCCUUCUGAAACCUUUAAGGAUCUAUCUACGCUUGGAUUCGAUGCAACUCUGAGUAAGAAGUUG
Molecule: messenger RNA, 951 nt
Organism: Acytostelium subglobosum LB1
Lineage: Eukaryota; Evosea; Eumycetozoa; Acytosteliales; Acytosteliaceae
Exons: 2
Molecular function (GO): calcium ion binding
Source: RefSeq, a predicted model, not a curated record